AUGCCCAGCCUGUCCGUGUUCGUAGAUGUGCCACUGGCCCAGAAACUAGAAGGCAGCUUGCUGAAAACCUACAAACAAGACAAUUACCCUAACAAGAUGUUCCUGGCCUAUAAAGUCUGCAUGACCAGCGAAGGCCAACCCUGGGUGUCCUCUGUGGUGAGCAAGAUCCGUCUACAGAUCGCCCAGGAUCCCUCCCUGGACUAUGAGUACACACCGGUGAUGGGCAUGGAAUCAUUCAUCCAGGCCUCCUUGAAACUCCUCUUUGGAAAACACAGCCAAGUCAUUGUGGAGAAUAGGGCAGGGGGUGUGCACACUGUGGGUGACAGUGGUGCUUUCCAACUUGGGGCCCAGUUCCUCAAAACCUGGCGUCGGGAUUCUCAAAUAGUUUACAUCAUUUCUUCUCAAAAAGAACCGCAUGGACUCAUCUUUCAGGACAUGGGCUUUACAGUUUCUGAAUACAUCUUCUGGGACGCUGAGCAGCUGUGCUUGGACCCCAGCGUGCUCCUCAAUGUGGUAGAGCAGGCCCCGCACGGCUGUGUCUUCGUGAUUGGGAACAUCAGUAACUGCAAGCUGACGCAAAGUCAGUGGACAAAGUUGACGGCCCUGAUGAAGAGCAAGCAGAUAUUUCCAUUUUUUGACAUUUCCUAUCAAGGUUUAUCCACCAGUGACCUGGAAGAAGAUACUAGAUUCUUAGACUAUUUUGUGUCUCAAGACCUUGAGUUCUUCUGCAGCCAGUCUCUGUCCAAGAAUUUUGGCAUUUAUGAUGAAGGAGUGGGGAUCCUUGUCGUGGUGGCGCUCAACAACCAGCUCCUGAUGCGUGUUCUCUCCCAGCUGAUGAACUUUGCCAGGGCCCUGUGGCUAAACCCUCCCACCACAGGCGCUCGCAUUAUCACCUCCAUCCUCUGUAACCCUGCUUUGCAAGAAGAAUGGAAGCAGAGUCUGGAAGGGAUUAUAGAAAACAUUAUGCUGAUCAAGGAAAAGGUGAAGGAGAAACUCCGGCUCCUGGGAACCCCUGGCUCCUGGGAUCACAUCACUGAGCAGAAGGGAUCCCAUAGCUAUCUUGGACUCAACUCCAAACAGGUGGAAUACUUGGUCAAGAAAAAGCAUGUCUACAUCCCCAAGAAUGGUCGGAUCAACUUCACCUGUAUCAAUCCCUGCAACAUAGAUUACAUCACUCAGAGCAUCAACGAGGCUGUCUGCUUCACAAAGCCCUAAAAAGUAUCUU
Messenger RNA from Phacochoerus africanus (Common warthog), 1225 nucleotides. It is a transcript of the gene GOT1L1, whose product is annotated as glutamic-oxaloacetic transaminase 1 like 1. NCBI's taxonomy places the organism in Eukaryota, Metazoa, Chordata, Mammalia, Artiodactyla, Suidae. Bases 1 to 1215 code for a protein of 404 amino acids. Gene Ontology annotation, cellular component: cytosol. The record is from RefSeq and is a predicted model, not a curated record. Gene Ontology annotation, biological process: L-aspartate biosynthetic process. The transcript has 9 exons. Gene Ontology annotation, molecular function: L-aspartate:2-oxoglutarate transaminase activity; pyridoxal phosphate binding.